CACAGCUAUGCGCACAUCCUCCCCGUCAUAGCCCAAAACACAUUCCAGUUCCGGACUCACGCGUACACGCGCCACGGAAAAGUUUACGUUCAAAUUUCGAAUUCGCGAAUAUUUCGAACUUUUAUUUUUUUUCUAACGCGAACCAUUAUAGAAAAAGUUGCAGAUUUUGGCGGCAAACGGGAACAAUGUGGAUAAACCGCGGUCGGUUAUCGCGUCAUUAGGGAACUGUUAUUAACUUAAUUUUCCAUUACACUCCUCACUCCCACACCGUAGCAAAAAGAUGCUGGGGUGUGUACAAAAAAGAGUCGCCUCGGAGUUCGUAUCCUUUCUCCCGAACGCUAUCAUCUUCAGCUCGGCUGUUGAUAGCCGGUGCCUAGACAAGUAGAUAACAAAUUAAAUUCAAUAAACUUUAAAAUUCAAUUCGGCCAAAUUCGAAAACAAAUAAAAUUUAAAAAUUCUGAAUCAACCCGAACAAAACUAGUCAAAGUAACAAAUUGAAGAGCGAUAGCGUUAAGUUACCAAUAGGAGUUGCAAAGGCUAUAGUUGCGCCUUCGCUGGUCACUGAGCCGCCGCCGAGCUGCCGUCGCGGUGGCAUGCUGUAUGCCCCUUGUGUCGACUGUGCGCUGACUGGUCGCUACGUCACGUGGCUUCCCGGCGCGCGACUGCAGUGCUGGAUGCUACUAACUGUAUACACGUUACCACAGCUUGCCGUCUCUGCGAAGAUAUUGUGCCUCCUGAUGGUGGUGAUCUGCGGUGCGGUGCCAUCGAUGGUCCGGUCGGUUCGUCUCUACAACCAGUGCUCGCAUAUGUACGUCAACGUGUUCCCCAACGGCACCGUCAUGGCCCGCUCCGAUGGAAACGACCAUCCGAAUCUCACCAUCAGUACGCGCGGCGUCAACCUGGAGCUACUCAUUCACUCGCCCGUGCAGGACAUGUACCUGUGCUUCAACCGUUCCAAACUGGUCGGCAGACGUUUGUCCCGAUUUCAAGCGGAGCGACAGUCCAAUUGCCUGUUCAAAGAAGAGUUUGUGGACGGCUACAGCUCAUUCCACCUGGUAAAGAACGACGACCGAUACAUAGGAUUCAACCGGCGCGGACUGCAGCUGCGACGACUGAAGAGCCGCCUCUCCCAGCGCUCCCAAAACUGCUUCGCCUUUAUGAAGGAGAACCAGGACUUCGACAUAAGCAGGCACAAUUACAUGGUUGCCGCGGACCGGCCCCGGCGUCCGCAGCGUAGACUGCGCCCGCCACCGCAGAACUCCAUCAAACCGCCGUGCCAUGGCGUGCGCCACCAUCACGGCAGGCACCAGAGGCGGAGGAACUGCGAGGGCACGUAAACCUUUACAUUAUUAGCAGCAUUUAGCUUGAACGCUUCGCGCGUUUCGUCGCCAGCUGUCGACGAGCCUGUGGACAGAGUAUUAGUCAACUACCGCAGUAUUAUUUCAGUACGAGGACUGGACGACGUUAGGCUAGCCGGCCGCGGUCGCUUCGAAACGCCGAAUGGUAGCUACAGCGAGCGGGAGCAAACAGAACGAAGGAAAAGGCCGGGGCGGCUGGAGAUGUGAAAUUCCUUACGGUCGUGCAACAUCGCGCUCGUUUGCUCUCGCGCUCGCGUACACUCGUGCUCUAAAAGGAAAAAAAGGCUUUCUGAGGAAAGAGCAAACAGUGUCGCUAGUCACGAGUCUUCUGAGAGACCACCGCUGAAUUUUGAUCGACGAGGCAGCUUCGGGAUGCGGAGGCGCAUCUCCGUAAAGUUGUUCAUCUGGACGUUUGAUAUCUUUCCUUACCUCGACUGCUCCGGCUGGCUCGCCAUAAUUGUAGUAAAAGCGCCUUUACGUCAAUUCUCAGUGUAUUAUUAUUUAAAUGCUUUAAUAUUAAGUUCAGAUCGCGUUAUCUGCUUGUAA
This is a messenger RNA of Papilio machaon (common yellow swallowtail), 1904 nucleotides long. RefSeq lists its product as uncharacterized. The transcript is spliced from 6 exons. Gene Ontology annotation, molecular function: growth factor activity. The record is from RefSeq and is a predicted model, not a curated record. The coding region runs from base 594 to 1337 and encodes 247 amino acids. Lineage: Eukaryota; Metazoa; Arthropoda; Insecta; Lepidoptera; Papilionidae.